AUUCCCCGUGCCGUCGUUGCCAAACACCUCUCUGGUGCCUUAUCUGAUCUCUGAUGCAAUCCCUAUUGCCGUAGUCUGCUACAUGUUUGUAAUGUCGAUGGGAAAGCUGUUUGCAAAGAAACAUAAGUACAGGACGGAUGCUACUCAGGAAUUCUAUGCUGUUGGAAUAAUGUCUGUUGCUUCGUCAUUCUUUCCUGUAUAUCCUGUAGGAGCCUCACUUAGCAGAUCAUCAGUUUGUGAAAUGUCUGGAGCAAAUACUCAGCUCUAUACCAUGUUCUCGUCAACGCUUCUACUUACUGUGAUUCUUAGCUUAGGCCCAUUCUUGGAACCACUACCCAUGUGUAUUCUGGCCUGUAUAGUUAUUGUAAGCCUGAAAAGUCUCUUCCUUCAAGUCAAAGAACUACCUCGAUACUGGCGGAUCAGCAAAUACGAUUUUGCAAUUUGGCUGACAGCAUGUGUGACGACCAUAAUAACCGACGUGACAAAAGGUCUCGUCAUAUCGCUGACUUUUGCGUUGUUCACCGUUGUCCUCAGAGAGCAGUGGCCUCGUUUUGCUGCAGCUCCUGUGGACACGAUCCCACCACAGCAUGUUCCUGAGGGAGUUAGUGUACUGAAAUUCGAAUCCCCAUUACAUUUUGCAAAUGUCACACUGUUCACGGAUAAGAUCUCACAGCUAAUAGCAUCCGUGAAAGAUGAGUCAUUGCUGAAUGGACGGGCGAUUAUUGUCGAUUGCACGGCUAUGGCAUAUGUGGAUAGUAUGGGUCUGGACGCACUCAGAGAGGUAUACAAUGAUGCGAAGAAAAGCAAUGUGGCUUUGCAGUUUUGUGGAUUGAACGAUACUGUCCUUGACGUAAUCAAGAACGACGAGAUUUUGCGGACCUCAAUACCCGAGUUUAUUCUACGCCGUUCAGUCAAUGAAGCACUUCUUUAUCUAGCUGCGCAGCCAACUGUCUGA
Haemonchus placei is the source of this 955-nucleotide messenger RNA. Lineage: Eukaryota; Metazoa; Nematoda; Chromadorea; Rhabditida; Trichostrongylidae. The record is from the annotation of a GenBank genome assembly.